GUGGACAUGCAACUGAUGCUGAACUAAAAAGAAAAACAUUAAAUGAAAAAUGUUCUAGUGAACCGGAUAACGGUUGUGAAAAAAAAAAGUUUAGCAACAUUGGUCAAAUUUUCAGGUUGUGGCGGCUUAUCAAAGGGGUUGCAUUAGUCUGGUGUGUCAUCAACUAAAUGAGCUAUUUAAUAUGAAGAACCAACUAAGAAUGUGUUUAAAGUUAAUCAUCCUGAAGCGUUGGUAUUUAUCAACAAUUGCAAAGUUAUUCAUAGGGCUAUAAUGGAAAAAUGUGGGGACAAAGAUGAUUGUAUUUCAACAAUUGAUGCUAUAGAGUUGAUUUCAUUAACGAGGUUCCUCCAUGCCAGGAUGGCUGCAACUAUGCAUGCUAAGAUUAACAGAAGGAAACUGAGUAAGCUCAAUAUCAUCAAGAUCUGUGAAGAGAUUUUGAAUCCAACGAUUCCUAUGGCUCUGAGACUUUCUGGAAUUCUCAUGGGAGGAGUUGUGAUUGUUUAUGAAAGAAAAGUGAAGAUGCUUUAUGAUGAUGUUUCACGUCUUCUGGUUGAGAUUAAUGAAGCAUGGAAAGUAAAGAGUGCUCCAGAAGCAGAUCCGACAAUGCUUCCUAAAAGAAAAUCUCAAGCUAAGAGAGCGGCAAUUACUUUGCCAGAUAAAGAACGGAUGACUCUGGAAGAAAUUGAACAGUCCCUUCAGUCCAAUGCAACCACUACAAUGGGGUUCCAACAUAACGCUUAUUUCUCUAUGCGACUUGAUACUAUGGAGGAACCUGACAUUGGUAAUGCAGGAAGAGAGGAGGAAGAUCUAGGGAAUAAUCACCAUCAAGCGGCUCCGGAGGAUAUUACCAUACCUGACUCUUACCAAGCUAAUACGGAUAACCCCAAUCGAUUUGAUAGGUUUGAUAAUGAAGGAGAUGACGAAACACAAGUGAAUGUAACUUCAGGAAAUUAUGGCCAACUUCCAUCCGUGCUUAUACCCUCCCCACCUCCUCCAGAUGACCCAAUGAGAGAUGAUAUAAUGGAAGACCAACAUCCUGAGCCCCCGAUCAUUCCGCAAAAUAAUGACACCAUGAAUGCUAGAGAGGAACCUCAAAGGCGAAGGCCAACUAAAAGGAAAAGAGGAAAACUAAUGGUAAUGGACUGUGGGCAAACUGUGAUCACUGCUUCUACAUACCAAAGUUGGCUUAAAAACCCAUCUGCUUUAGUCUCAAAAAGAGGAGGAAUGAAUAAGUUGCAGCGGCGACAUGAUAUGAUGUCUUCAACUAAGAGAGCUAACCCCUGGGAGAUGCCUCUUAGUGUGCUAAAAGAUGGCUUAUUUUCAAUUGUAAACAAAAAUAUAUAUUAUCCAGCACCUCUUCUUGACUUAUCGAUUGAGAGCACUCAACCACCCCUUGAUUCACCUUCAGUUAGGAUUUCAUCACAGAAUCCUUCAGAACCAUCAUCUACAUCACUUCCAGGAGUUCAUAAUAAUGACUUCACAGGAUAUGGUUUUGAAGAAACUGAUGGUAGGCUAGACAAUCUAUUUAAUGCUCCUGUAGAGAAGGCGCGGACACAGAUCCUUGACAAUGGUGUGAGAGUACCUUAUGCUACUCCCCAAACGUCAUCAGGGAAAUUUGAUGGGUUUCAGGGAGGGGACAAUGCAUAUUCCAUCCCAAGUACAGUAUCUGGACAUGGUCUUUCCUCACAUUCAGAUUUGGAGAGAGGGAGACUCACAAAGAAAACACGCCGUUCAUCAUCUGGAAACAGCAGUGGGGGGCUUCAUACAGUAGCGGAGAAUGAAAAUUUCACGGAUGCAAAUUUCAAGUUACAUAGGCUGUCUGACAUUGGUCCAACACCUGAUCAUGAACUACAUGUGGAGACAGGACCCACUCAAACACAAGGAAAGGCCAAUCAUCGUAGUGACGAGUUAACCGAAUCAAUCCAUGUUCAGAUGAAAACAUUUUUUGACACCCCUGGAGGUCCUCAAUUUGAAUCCCUAUAUGUGCUUGCUACUGGAAUGACCAGAAAAUUAGCAGCAUUACUUUUCUAUCAAACUUGUGUUCUUGCUACCCGUGAUGUCCUAAGAGUGGAGCAGAUGGAGCCUUAUGGGGACAUUAUUAUCUCUAGAGGAUCAAAGAUGUGAUGAAGGUUUGGUUUCCUCUCCAAUUAUGCAGGUGAAUGUUGAUAUUUAAUUUAGGAAAGGACAGUGAUUCCUCCAUACAUAUACAAUCAUUAGUUACUACAUACUCCUUCAAACAUAACACAGCUGGAUUACCAUUUAGCAUAGCAACCACUAGGAUUUAAAAUAUUAUAUGUUACCAUUAUUACUAGAUAGUUUGGAUUAUUGGUUAUGCGGUGCCUAGUGAAUUUCUGUGAGUAUUAAAGUGCAUAUUUGGAUUCAAACUUG
Molecule: messenger RNA, 2388 nt
Organism: Trifolium pratense (red clover)
Lineage: Eukaryota; Viridiplantae; Streptophyta; Magnoliopsida; Fabales; Fabaceae
Product: sister chromatid cohesion 1 protein 1-like
Exons: 23
Coding region: 271-2124 (617 amino acids)
Biological process (GO): mitotic sister chromatid cohesion; replication-born double-strand break repair via sister chromatid exchange; synaptonemal complex assembly
Cellular component (GO): cohesin complex; synaptonemal complex
Molecular function (GO): protein binding; chromatin binding
Source: RefSeq, a predicted model, not a curated record